Musa acuminata subsp. malaccensis (wild Malaysian banana) is the source of this 1989-nucleotide messenger RNA. Its product is annotated as protein LNK1. Lineage: Eukaryota; Viridiplantae; Streptophyta; Magnoliopsida; Zingiberales; Musaceae. Gene Ontology annotation, biological process: circadian rhythm; regulation of DNA-templated transcription. The record is from RefSeq and is a predicted model, not a curated record.
UUCGUUCCUGGACGCCGACCAGAGGAGAAGAAGUCUCUAGAGACAGAGAGAGAGAGAGAGGAGGCAGCCAACCCAGAUACAGUACAGCUUCUUUUUAAGGUUGGGGUUUCUGGUUCCCGUUCUUCUUCGGUAGAUGAUUCCUGGUUCUUGAGAUCUUGAGGGUUUCUGGUCCCGCUCUUCUCCAUGAUUCCUGGUUCUUGAGUUCGUGAGGUAUCUGUUGAUCUGAGGGAGAAUUGGAUUUAAGGGGAUUUGACGGGCUCCGGCUGAAGGAUGGCAGAUUGGAACGAGCGCGAGAUUGAGGAUAUUGUUUUUGGUAAAUUUGGCGAAAACGAUGACCAAAGAGUGGCCCACCGACAUGGUAGACCAGUCAAAGAGUCUCUAGCUUCGGGUGAUAUUCUUGUCACUGGAACAAGUGAAGAUAGCAUAGUGUCCAAGACUAACGGCGUAUGGAGAAAAGAAGGGACAAACAUUUGCCCUUUGGAAAUUGGAAAUUCCAGGAUUGUUGCAGGUUUAGACAGCAACACGUGCAGCACAAGCUAUUCUAUUGGUGCAAGUAGGGGCACUGUAGAAGAGAUCGGCAUCUGCCAACUGUCAUUUGAUAAUAAUACUACAGCUGAUUCUAAACUUACUUUUUUGGAGAAUGACAAUGAUCGAGAAACCGAUCUUCUGUACUGUGACUGGUCUGAUAUAAGCAAUUUUGAGGACGUUGAUACAAUGUUCAGAAAUUGUGACCCUACGUUUGGGCAAUGGAGCAAUACAGAUGGCUGGUCACGGAUUUCAUCUUCUUCAAAUGACAUUUUUUAUCCAGAAGAUACUUUCAUUUCAGGCUUUGAAUCAUCGACUUUAGAAUUCAGAGACUUUAAUGAUGCAUCAGCAUAUUGUGCAAACAUCAGUUCCUUGCCUGAAAGCAAUACACCAGAGGUUAAUAAUCAUAGGCAAUCAUGUCUGGCCAACCAGUCCUUUGAAUUACUCAGAAGCACAGAACAGCCAUAUGAUGGUGGUGGAGGGAGCGAGACGAAAUCAGCUCUAACAGAAUUUGGCAAUGUGAAUAGCUUGAAUGAAUGUGAGUUUCAGCAGCCCCAUAUCAAUAUCCAAACAGAGCAGCUUAGUAGGCACUGCCCAUCUGAAGUAGAGGGAAAAGGUUUUGAACCUUAUCAAUCUCAGAUUCUUCCAAAGCAUAAUUGUUUCAUGAAAUCCGACCCUUCAAGUUAUAUGCCUGCCCUCAAACUUGAUGCUCAUAUUGAGGACAAACUUCUGUACCAGGAUCUUCUUAUGCCCACAAUGUCGAGCUCUAUAAAUGAAUGCAAACAAAAUCCUUCCUCCUCUUUUGAGAUCUCAGCUCAGGCUAUUAGUAACACCUCCCAUGGCAUGGAGAAUUUACCUGAUCUUAUAUCAAAAGAUCCAGUCAAGCAUCUCAAAGAAAUGGUAGAAAAACCAAGCAAAGGACUACUAGAGCUGGAUAAUUCAGUUAAGGAGCAGCCUGAUAAUCUCGAACAAAUGAUUGUUAGUGACACAGGGAACAUGGGUUUAGAGCUUCAUGCAACAGAUAUGGAUUUUACAGUGGGGAAAAGCUCGUCAAUACCAUCUGGUUUCUCUGAAGAUGCUGCUGUAAAAGCUAUUAGCUUUCAGCAACUUCAGGAUGUCAUAGGUCAGUUGGAUCUUAGAACAAAGCUAUGUAUAAGGGACAGUUUAUACCGAUUGGCCAGGAGUGCAGAACAGAGACACGGUUUUGCUGCUGCAAACAAUGAGAAUGUAGAGUGUCGAAGAGGAGUACAUGGUACAGCAAAUUUAAGAAACAGGUCUGCAGCAUACGUGGACAUGGAAACAGAGACAAAUCCCAUCGAUCGGUCGGUGGCGCACCUACUUUUCCAUAGACCGCCAGAGAGUGCAAAUAGAUUUGCUGAUGAUGAUGCUAUGUCGCUCUCGAGUCUCAUAUGAUGACGGCUUGACAGGUUAGUAAAUCCUAUCCCGCGGGAAGUAUUUGAUUUA